AAUCAGGUCGAUCCACAGACGAUCAGAUGGAAGUGCGUGGAUAGUGGCGUGUGCAUAUAGAUCCUCCCACCAACAUCAGCGUAUUUAUACGGCAAAAGCGUCGCCGUCGGUCGUGAUCGCAGGACACGGCGGGGAGGAAGAGACACCAUCCACAUCGCGUGCCAGCUCUGGCCCAGGCUCCAGCUAUGCCUCUUCUGGAAGAGACCACUCAACAAGCGCACCCACCCAUUCUUCCCGUCAUCAUCAUAGGCAAUGGACCAUCGGGUAUUUGCCUGUCAUACCUUCUAAGUGGCAACAAGCCCUAUCUAGACCCGACAACGGUCCACCCAAACCCAAUACUAUACCGAAAACUGCAGGAGACCAAACACCAAGCCAUUACUGAACAGGACCUAGAAUAUUUGAGUGAAGGUCUUGAGGGGCGGUCAAGGAACCCCGUGGCUGUGCUGUUUGACACACUACUGCACCCAAACGCCGACUUUGGCUAUGAGUACCCUCCUGUGCUUCAGUGGAGGAGGGACAAGCAGCAACACAUCCCACAUCUCGUCUUAGGGAGAGCAACGCCUGGAGGAGCCUGGCAUGCAAUGGAAGAUUCCAUGCUGACAAUAAGUCUUGGCAUCUGGAUGGAGCUUCCUGGAAUAAACUACAGAGACCUGAUCAGCGGAAAACGAAGGGAUGCCAUCAAUGACAGGGCCACCCCUGAGGAGAUCUCAUCCUAUUACCGCAAUUAUGUGAAUCUAAAAGGCCUCCAAAAGAAUUUUGUCGACAACACCUCUGUGACCUCAGUCCAAAGACUCUGCAGGGACCACAAGAUUGAGAAUCUGGAAAAUGGACAUACUUGUCUUGGAGACGAAAGGGUGGAUGAUGGUGGAAAUGAGAGCUUUGAGGGAAAUGGAAUAGAAUGUGUUAGCGAUGGGGGACUUGGGUCACUCUGGGAAGUAAGGGGAUACCAACAAGUGCAGAACAACACUCACGCCCCCUUCUCUCUGUUUGCAGAGAAUGUAGUUCUCGCCACUGGUGCAUCUGAUUCACCAAUUCGAUUAAAUGUGGAGGGGGAGGACCUACCCUUUGUGUUCCAUAGCGUCUCCGAACUGGGCUUGGCUAUUAGUCUGCAAAAGCUGGAUACAAACUCAGAUCCAAUAUUAAUAGUCGGUGCCGGUUUAAGUGCCGCAGAUGCAGUUCUGUGCGCUUGCAGCUGCAAUGUUAGAGUGCUGCAUGUCUUUCGAAAGAGCGUUGAUGACCCUGACAUCAUCUUCAAACAGUUGCCAAAGACCUUGUACCCAGAGUACCACAAAGUCUACAAUAUGAUGUGCUCCCAGACCUACACAAAUAUGGUUCCUUCAUCUUCUUCAAACAGGGCUCAGAUAAUGUGUAUUGGUUCUUCAGUUUGUGCCAAGAUGUGCCCCAAGCCACAGUUGGCCAGAGCUAACAUGGCCAAUAACACCAGCGUCAGCCUCUUUCCCAACUACACGAGUUUCCCCGGACACUGCGUGGUGUCCUUAGAGUCAGAUAAGAAGUGCUUGCUGCAGGGGAACAAUUCCCUGAAGGCAUUUAAGAUCUCCAUGGCCCUAGUUUUGAUUGGAACCAACCCAGAUUUAUUUUUCUUUAAGGGCCAGGGCCAGUAUCUGGGUCAAGAUCCCACAAAGCCCAUAUCCUGCAAGCAGAACCCCAUUGACAUCCACCCGUACACCUUUGAGUGUACCAAGGAGCCUGGGCUGUUUGCCAUGGGCCCACUGGUGGGAGACAAUUUUGUCCGGUUUUUGAAAGGCGGUGCCUUAGGCAUCGCCUCCUGCCUUCUGAAGAGACUCAAGAAGAAAGGGAAGCUGGUUAGCAAUGGAGGGAAUACCUUAAUUUGAAAUGCUUGGUGUAAAAGAGUUAAUACAGUGGAGGACAUAAUUAUUUGAUCUCACUGAGUUUGUAAGUUCACUCACUGACAAAGACAUGAGCAGUCUAUAAUUUUAAUGGUAUGUUUAUGUUAACAGUGAGAGACAGAAUAUUCAUUCAUUCAUUCAUUUUCUGUACCGCUUAUCCUCAUGAGGGUCGUGGGCGUGCUGGAGCCUACCCCAGCUAUCUUUGGGUGAGAGGCAGGGUACACACUGAACUGGUUGCCAGCCAAUCGCAGGGCACAUAUAAACAACCAACCAUUCGCACUCACAUUCACACCUACGGGCAAUUUAGAGUCUUCAAUCACCCUACCAUGAAUGUCUUUGGGAUGUGGGAGGAAACCGGAGUACCCGGAGAGAACCAACGCAGGCACAGGGAGAACAUGCAAAUCUCCACACAGGUGAGCCCGGAUUUGAACCCGGGGUCCUCAGAACUGUGAGGCAGAUGUGGUAUAAGCAGUCGUCCACUGUACCACCAGAGGCAGAAUAUCUAAAACAAAAUACAGAAAAUCUAAUUUAAAAAAAGACAAAAAUGUAUUUGCAUUUCGUUGAGUUAAAUAAGUAUUUGAUCUCCUACCAACUACAAAGAAUUCUCACUCGCACAGACUAGUCCUCUGACUUUAAGAAACUAAUCCUAAUCUAAACUCGUUAGACGCAUGAAAGACGCCUAUCUCAAUUUGUUACCUGGAUUAAGACAUCUGUCCACAGAAUCAAUCAAUCAGACACCAACCACUCCAUCAUGGGCAAGACCAAAGAACUUUCUCAGGACAUCAGGGACAAGAUUGUAGACCUGGACAACGUUGGAAUGGGCUACAAUACCAUUGGCAAGAGGCUGGCUGAGAAGGAGACAACUGUUGGUGCAAUAAUUAGAAAAUGGAAUACACAUAAAAUGACUGUCAAUCUCCCUCGGUCUGGGGCUCCUCGCAAGAUUUCACCUCGCGGGAUAUCAAUGAUCAUGAGAAAGGUUAGGCAUCAACCUGGAACUACACGGGAGGAGCUUAUUAAUGAUCUCAAGGCAGCUGGGACCACAGUCAGCAAGAAAAACAUUGGUAACACACUACGCCGUAUUUAUCACGUGACCAUUUUUCUCACUAAUAUACUUCCAAAGGUGCUAUUGAUCUAAAGAAUUCACCAGAUGUUGGGAACAACCUAAGUAAUCCAUACAUACAAAGAAAGCAGAACAAAUAAGAUCAUAAAUUAAAUUGUGUGGAAAAAUGUGAAAUGACAAAGGGAAAAAGUAUUGAACACGAAGAAAGGGAGGUGCAAAAAAGGCAUGGAAAGCCAAGAAAACACCUAAAAUCAAACUGCAAUCCAGGCCCUUGUUAGUGCAAAUUAAUAUCAACUGGUUCAGUCCUAAUUGAUGGCCUACAAAAAGUUCUCAUUGCCAAGGUGUGAGUCAAGACAUGACAUGAUGGGUAAGAGCAGAGCGCUGUCUCAAGACCAUCGCAAACUAAUUGUUGCAUAACAUAACGAUGGCAUUGGUUACAGGCGCAUAUCUAAGCUUCUGAAUGUUCCAGUGAGCACGGUAGGAGUCAUAAUACAUAAGUGGAAAGCCAUUCAUGCCACCAUAAAUAUGCCUCGAUUGGGUGCUCCUCGCAAGAUUUCUGACAGAGGAGUACAAAGAAUAAUCAGAAGAGUUCUCCAAGAGCCAAUACCACCUGUGGAGAGCUUCAAAAAGACCUGGAAUUAGCAGGUACUUUUGUCAGAAGGAAAACAGUGAGUAAUGUACUCCACCUCCAUGGCCUGCAUGCACGCUCACCAUGCAAGCAUGGCAAAGCUCGUUUAAAGUUUGCUGAACAUUUGGACAAGCCAGUUAAAUACUGGGAGAAUAUAGUCUGGUCAGAUGAGAGCAAAAUUUAACUGUUUGGAUGCAAUAAUGCACACCGCAUUUGGAGGAGAAAUGGCAUUGCACAUCACCCUUAAAAGACCAUACUAACAGUGAUGUACGGCGGUGGGAACAUGAUGGUGUGGGGUUGCUUUCUCAGAAAAUGGUACUGGUAAAGUUCACAUUAUUGAAGGAAGGAUGAAGGGGCAAGUGUACAGAGACAUUCUUGAUAAAAAUCUGCUGCCAUCUAAUCACACAGAACCUUCAAGAAUUGAAGACUGCUUGUGUGGAGGAAUGGGCCAAAAUCACACCAGAACAAUGCUUGCGACUAGUUUCUCCUUACAGGAGGCAUCUUGAAGCUGUCAUUGCAAACAAAGGUUGUUAUACAAAGUAUUAGAUAAAUAUCAGUUGGCGUGUUCAAUACUUUUUCCCUGUGCCAUUUCACAUUAUUACACACAACUUAAUUUCUGAGGUUAUUUGUUCUAGUUUCUUUGUAUCUAUGUAUUACUUGAGUUGUUCCCAACAUCUGGUGAAAUGUUCAUGUCAAUAGCACCUUUGGAAAUAUAUUUAAUGGUUACAUUAAAUAUUUAUUUCAGCUGCUGUAUUUCCCUCAGUGAAUUGCAAAAUAAUUUCAAUCUUUUGUUUUGUGAUUUUCUUUUUGAUAUUCUGUCCCUCCCUGUUCAAAAUUUUGCCUAAUCCUUACAACACCUACUAUUAAAAUUAUCGACCAGUCAUCUCUUUGUCAGUAGGUAAACUAAAUUUUCUCUACUGUAUAUCUUCAUAAUCAUCACUACAUUGUUCUUUCAUCCAUGCGAAGGCAUUUUAAAACCAGUUUUUCCCCCUAAACAACAGACUUUUGAAUUUCUAGGAGUCUAAGCUACGAUGUGCCAACAUUUUCAAUAUGAACAUUUUUUUUGGAAGCUCACAACUGAAGGAGAUCGUACUUUCAUCAGGGUUUUUUUUCCUUGGUACAUCUUUGAAUCCAGCUAACACUUUCUGUCAUAUCAAGCUACGGGGAGAGGAAAGGGUCUCAAAAAGUAGAAUGUACUCAAGCGUACUGAAAGAGAAACAUUUAGACCAGGCCGUGGUCUCAAUUUUAUUUCUGAAGUAAACAACACGAAACUAAUAUUGUAAUGUUACUGAUGACUCUGAGCCAAACCAUUUUUUUGUAGAUAAUUCUUCAUUAGUUUAACUUGAACAUCUGAAUUCAUUUCUGAACUCUUUCUUUAACUGGUGUGCAACUGACAGCAUUUCUGUGCAAACCAUUUUUCAUUGAAUGUACUUAUGUAGUGUUAUGUUUCUAAUAGCUUCUAACAACUGAGUCGCCGUUUUUAUUUAUUUUUUUGACCUGUCAAUAACUGGUUAUUUUAAACAAUACUGGGGGUUUGAAUCAUUUUGUACUAUGUCAAACUAUGGUCAAAACAUAUUAUAAAAUCUUCAUAAACGGAAUAUCACAAGAAUUAAGUCCUAAUCUCAUAAUAGAUAUAGAGAAUAGUCAUAAUUUUCAGAACUUUUUUUUUUUUAAUAUUACCAGAAUAAAGUUGGGAUUUUGAUGAGUGAAAUUUAAAUAUUCCCACAUGAACACUCAUAUUAUAACUUCAUUCUCAUAAAAUGACAACUUCCUUCCUUAUAUAAUCUAGUAAAAUGCUGAGUCUCAUUACUUUAUUAUUGUAUGAUUAAUAUUUGUAUUAUUUUCAGUGUAGACCUAAACCUCAUUUACAAACAACGGCAUUACUAACUAGUUUUUCCACGUUGAAGCUUCUCAAUGCAAGUAAAACAUAUAUAUAUAUAUAUAUUUUUUUUUUUUACCUCCAAAUUUAACAAAUUAGGCAACAAAUUGAAAAUGACAUAUCCAUGUAUUGUAACUUUAAUGCAAUCUCAGGGCACUUUUCACACAGAACAAGUUGUAUGGCGUUAGUACUGCUCAGUUAUUCAAGUGCUACUCUUAAUCUUAAAGCUACGUGCAGUUAAAGCUUGCCAUGAAAAUAGGUGUUAAAAAGGCUAUGGUGAGCAGUGACACAGCCAUCUAUUUUGCAUUGAUGCCAUCUUCACCUCAUUUAAACAUACUAUCGACAUAGGCCUACAGUUUUGCGUGGACUACUCAUGGUUUAUUUAUUAUGCCGGGUCAUAUUGAGCCCCUUUUAAUAUAUUAGUCAUGUUUGGGGUAAUACAUAAAAAAGUUACAACAGUUACAUAAUCUUUGGUAAUCCUAUAAAUCUGGUUUUCAGUAACGUAUUCCUGCAGUUUUUUUGUUUUUGACAUCCUUCUGAAUAUUGUUCUGAUGCACACACAAACACUGGCCACAAAAUAAGGUACAACUAAUGAGAUCAAAUACUAGCACAGUAUCAAAACCUCAGCCUUUAAAAAUAUGAUAAUGCUCAGUUUUGACGAACAGAUCAUGUAUUUGCUCAUUACCGUCAUUCAUUCAGUUGUACCAAAGAUUGUGACUGUUUAGUGUAAAUGUGUACUUUUCUCCCUCUUAGGUUUAUCUAUGUGUUUUGUCAGGAAGACUACUUACCUGAAAAGCUUCAGGUAUGUAAGUGCCUAAUAGUUUGGUUAGCAGGAGAAUACAGAUGGGCACUGGACUCAAUUAUCUCGCUCGGCAAUGAGGGAAAAUUAACCAUCAAUUAAGCUGUAUCAACUAUUUUUGAAGGGUUGUGAAUGUUCUGAAUUACUGUUUCCAUACCAGUGUUAUACUGAGCUGAAAUAGGUUGCCACAGGGUGGAUGUAGCUCAGCCUCCCAUUGCCAACACCAUGUUAUUCUUUAGACUUCAGUGAGAGUGAAUCAACAGCGACUGCUGAUUCAAGUUAAGUAGUGCACUUCAUUUUGCCGAAAAAUUUUCAAGACAAAAUUCAUCAACAUCAAUUACGCAGAAUCGUCCCAAUGUAUAACCAAUUAAUACACCCAUUUCUGGUGGAGAACAUUGAACACAACACGAGACUCCAUCGCCUCUCAUCUGCUUGAGUGAGCUAAAGUAGGGAAAUCAUUUGGUCUUAACUGCACACAAAAAAGAAAAGCUGCUCUUGGCACGUAAACUUUUAAUGCUUUCUUGUACAACUCCAGACUAUGAAAUGCUUUGUCUGUAAUUUUUUAUCAUUGACAAAUAAAAAUAAUUGAGUGAAAAACCUCAGAACGUGUUUGAAACCUUUACAAUAUUUGCCGUCGGUGGUGUCGUUAGGUCAGUGUAAAGUGGACUAAUUUUAGUGGUUAACAAACAUGGUAGCUAUACCAACGUACAUUUUUAUUAUCACUGGAGAUGAUCUGACCAUUCUUGCUUCUUCAUCUCUUCCUGGUUAAUUUGGUGGGGUUGUACCUAAAGACACAAGCAAACACACAUCAAACAGUUGAUGUCAUCACUCCCUCGAGAUGGGCUUUUAACAUUCCUCAUGGCUCAUCCUUCAAUGUGCUGGAAGGCAUUUUGAACAAACAAAAAAACAGCCCAGAAGAAGUGCCAUAAAAGAUGAAAGUGUUUGAACAGCUUUAAGCAAACAGCCUUCCAAUAAAGCACGUCUGGACACUUGCUUGUUUCAAGCUACCGAAAUGCACUGGGCUGUUGUCUUAGCAGCAUAGUCUAUUCCCCUGCUCUGCAUGACUGA
Molecule: messenger RNA, 7302 nt
Organism: Phycodurus eques (leafy seadragon)
Lineage: Eukaryota; Metazoa; Chordata; Actinopteri; Syngnathiformes; Syngnathidae
Gene: osgin2
Product: oxidative stress induced growth inhibitor family member 2
Exons: 6
Coding region: 186-1853 (555 amino acids)
Molecular function (GO): oxidoreductase activity
Source: RefSeq, a predicted model, not a curated record